This is a messenger RNA of Emiliania huxleyi CCMP1516, 2304 nucleotides long. RefSeq lists its product as hypothetical. The coding region runs from base 1 to 2304 and encodes 767 amino acids. NCBI's taxonomy places the organism in Eukaryota, Haptophyta, Isochrysidales, Noelaerhabdaceae. The record is from RefSeq and is a predicted model, not a curated record. The transcript has 3 exons.
AUGGUGUUGGCGCAGAGACAUAUCUUGCUGCUGACGCGACUUGCCGCCUCCUUUGUUGCCGCACAAAAUGCCGGCGAGCAGCCUGAAACCGCGUUCAGCGUUCACCACGGGGUGGGGACCUGCUGUGCUGCGCGUCAGAUGGGCACGGCUGCGCUUGACGACUGCCUCAAGGGCGUGCUGCGCCGACAGCGGCGUGUAUGGGGCGAGAUGUCGAGCAAGAUCGGCAUUAUAAGCUUUUACGACGCGAAUCUGCGCGCCAGCUUCGCACCGUACGCGCAGUUCGUCAACGCGGCGUGGGCAGAGACCCACGGGCAUGCAAUGGUGCUCGAGGAUGAUCACUCGGCGGGCGAGUGGCGCGAGCCGCGCGACAUUCGUUGGACAAAGAUCGGGGUCAUGCUCAAGGCACUUGAGCCGGGUGGGUGGUGCGCAAAUUGCAAGGGCGUUGCGUGGGUCGACGCCGACCUGGCGGACGCAGACGUGCGGUAUAUGGUGAACUCGGGCUUCAUCCUCGCGCGCAAUGACGCGCACGGGCUCGCCGUGCUCCGCGCAUGGUGGGCGCAGGACCAUGGGCAGAAUGAGCAGGAGGCAUUCUCCAAACUGUGGCAAGCCAACUCGCCCGACAAGAGCCUGUCCUACCAAAUCGGCCAAAAGUCGCUGCCGUGGCUGCGAGAUCGCGUGGCAGUCCUGCCACCGAGCGCGCUCAACUCCGACUGCUGCCCCUUGGCCGCGAAGUACACCACGGACGCGCGAGUUCUCCACUUGAUGGGCGUGUCGGGCCAGGUGCGCGCGGCAGUCUUCAGCGAGGCUGCAGACGCGCUCUGCACGGCUGCUGCGUCCGCCCCAGAGGCGCAGCGCAUACUGCCGGCCGGCACGCUGCCGCGACAGCUGCGGCUGACGCCGGGGCGGCUGCUGAGGCUGUUUGAGCGCGAGUCGUGCACCGCGAUGCGGCGUGAACUUGCAGCGCUUCGGCGCGAGGCUGCGCGCGGGAAGCUCGACGCCGCGUUUGUGCAAGCGGUGGGCAAGUAUCGGCAGACGAGCAAUUUAUGUGUGACGCCGCUGGCGGCGGCAGGCCAGGAAGAGCCGGCGCACGCUGUCGCGUCCGGCGUGUGGGAGGAGUUGCGCGGCCUCGCGCAGCGGUUCUUGAAGCGCCCAGAGGUCGAUGCUGGGAAGCCACUGUGUCACACAGUGCCAAUCGAGGAACUGAUGCAUUACUAUUGGCUCGUCGUCUUCACAUACGACGCGGCUAGCGCGCUGGGCGUGGCCGAGGGCGACAGCGGCAAGAUGAAGCUGGUGCCUCAGAUGGUCGAGUUUCUUUCUUCCUUCGACAGCACCUCCAUCGCCGCGCUCGCCGAAGUGCGGCGAGACGCCGCUGACGACCUUAUCACCCGGAAGGCCAGCAUGCAGCUCGAGAAUGGGCGGCUGAAGCUGAGGCUCACCGCCGACGCGGCUGCAGCUCGAGGGACGCGGAGCGAGACGGCGGAGGAGACGGCGAGGCGGACGGAGAUCGUCGCGGAGGCGGAGGCGAGCUUCCGUGCCGCGCUCGAAACCUCCAAAGGGCUCGCCUCCACUCCGGCCCAAGAGGGCGCCUCGAUGGAGACGCUGUACCACCUCUCCGGAUUGCUCGAGGCGCGUGGCUCCACACGUACUGGAUCGAUCAGCGAUUUCGCGGCCGUGCAAGAGGCAUACGAUUGCAUGCGGCGUAGUGCCGCGGCCACCCGAGCGAUGCUGGCAGGCGCCGCCGGGGGUACCAACCGCAAGUCGCUCAUGCAGCUGGAGGCACGGUGCGCAAUGCUCGCGCACAAGCUGGCUGAUGUGCAGAACGCCGCGGCCCACGCGCGGAAGAGCUUGCAGCUGCGCGAGCAGCUGCAGCUGGACCCGCAGGUCUGGCCCGAAGUUGGGCGGUUGCAGGCGAUCGUGGCGCUCGCGUUGCCAAAGGGCGAAGACUCGCACGAGAGCUGUCGCCAGUGGUCGGUGAUGGGCGAGUGCACCGCCAACCCCUCCUUCAUGCUGGAGCAGUGCAAGACUUCCUGCGCUUUCUGGGACAGCGUCCGCGCAGAAAGUGGCGGGUCGGCCGGACCGGAGACAGCGCCCGCGGCAGCCACCAGCGUCUCAGCGGGGAGGGCGGAUGAGUCGACGGCGACGAGGCCGCGGUGGGUGCUUGAGCCAGAGGGCAUGGCUUCGGCGGCGACGAUUGCUGCGCUCGCUACGCUCCUUCUCCUCGUGGCGCGCGCCAGGUAUCCUCGCAGCGCCGCCGCAUCGGAGGGGAGGUUGACACGCAAAAGGAAGAGCGGCAAGCAGAGAUAG